AUGUCUACUGGAGGAAAAGCAGGAAAAGGUCUUGGAAAGGGAGGAGCCAAGCGUCAUCGAAAGAUUCUUCGUGACAACAUUCAGGGAAUCACCAAGCCCGCCAUUCGUCGUCUUGCACGCCGUGGUGGUGUUAAGCGUAUUUCUGGUCUUAUCUAUGAAGAGACUCGCACCGUUCUUCGCGUCUUUUUGGAAAACGUCAUUCGCGACUCUGUCACUUAUACCGAACAUGCCAAGCGCAAGACAGUCACCGCAAUGGACGUCGUUUAUGCGCUUAAGCGCCAAGGUCGUACUCUCUACGGCUUUGGUGGAUAG
Mitosporidium daphniae is the source of this 312-nucleotide messenger RNA. Its product is annotated as histone H4. The coding region runs from base 1 to 312 and encodes 103 amino acids. Gene Ontology annotation, biological process: nucleosome assembly. The transcript has a single exon. Lineage: Eukaryota; Fungi; Microsporidia. Gene Ontology annotation, molecular function: DNA binding; protein heterodimerization activity; structural constituent of chromatin. Gene Ontology annotation, cellular component: nucleosome. The record is from RefSeq and is a predicted model, not a curated record.